Molecule: messenger RNA, 2288 nt
Organism: Syzygium oleosum
Lineage: Eukaryota; Viridiplantae; Streptophyta; Magnoliopsida; Myrtales; Myrtaceae
Product: cytochrome P450 97B2, chloroplastic
Exons: 14
Coding region: 128-1879 (583 amino acids)
Cellular component (GO): chloroplast
Molecular function (GO): heme binding; oxidoreductase activity, acting on paired donors, with incorporation or reduction of molecular oxygen; iron ion binding
Source: RefSeq, a predicted model, not a curated record
GUCAAAAAAACAGCAAAUGUUUCCACCGAAAUAUGGCGAACGUUGCCCUCUUUAUCUUGGUUUCUUUUAUGGCCAGUGUUGGCACUGAGCUGGUCACUCACUUCUUGAAAAACGAAGCUUGCCAUCGAUGGCUACCAUCCCUCUCUCGCAGCAGUCGCUCUCCGUUGCCGUCUUCGACGACGGCUUCAAAAGGAGCGAUUUUGGGCUCAUGGGUGCCUCCAGAUCGCAUCGCUCUCGCUCUUACGCUGCUAGGCCAAGAGGGCCUCGUGUCCGAUGUCAGUCAACAAGUACAGAUGAACCUAGAACAAAAAGGAAUCUUCUCGACAAUGCCAGCAAUCUUCUUACUAAUUUGUUGAGUGGGGGAAGUCCGGGAUCGAUGCCAAUAGCUGAAGGUGCAGUGACAGAUUUGUUUGGCAAGCCUUUCUUCUUCUCACUGUAUGAUUGGUUCUUAGAGCACGGAGCUGUUUAUAAACUUGCUUUUGGACCAAAAGCAUUUGUAGUUGUAUCCGAUCCCAUAGUUGCAAGGCACAUCCUUAGAGAGAAUGCGUUUUCGUACGAUAAGGGAGUUCUAGCUGAUAUUUUAGAGCCAAUAAUGGGAAAAGGACUUAUACCUGCCGACCUUGACACUUGGAAGCAAAGGAGAAGAGUUAUUGCUCCUGGGUUUCAUUCGUUAUACUUGGAAACUAUGACCCAAGUGUUCACAAAAUGUUCGGAGAGGACCAUCCAGAAAUUUGAGAAGCUUUCCGAAGGCACAAAUGAACAUGGAGAGGGGAAAAUUGAGCUGGAUCUUGAAGCAGAGUUUUCGAGUUUGGCUCUUGAUAUUAUAGGCCUUGGCGUCUUCAAUUAUGACUUCGGUUCAGUCACAAAAGGGUCACCCGUCAUCAAGGCGGUGUAUGGUACUCUUUUUGAAGCAGAGCAUAGAUCUACCUUUUAUAUCCCUUAUUGGAAGGUCCCUUUAGCUUCAUGGAUUGUGCCUAGGCAGCGGAAAUUCCGGAAAGAUAUCAAGGUUAUCAAUGACUGUCUUGAUGGACUCAUAAAAAAUGCAAAGGAGACCAGACAGGAAACAGAUGUUGAAAAGCUGCAACAGAGGGAUUACUUAAAUCUCGAAGACGCCAGUCUUUUACGUUUUCUAGUUGAUAUGCGCGGAGUGGAUGUAGAUGAUCGCCAGUUGAGGGACGAUCUUAUGACUAUGCUCAUCGCUGGCCAUGAAACAACAGCUGCUGUUCUUACCUGGGCUGUUUUCUUACUUGCUCAAAACCCAUCGAAAAUGAGAAAAGCACAAGUAGAGAUUGAUUCAGUGCUUGGUCAAAAGAGGCCAACUUUUGAAUCUCUAAAGAAGUUGGAGUACAUUAGACUAAUAGUUGUGGAGGCACUUCGUUUGUAUCCUCAACCGCCUUUGCUUAUUAGGCGUGCCCUCAAAUCAGAUCGAUUGCCAGGAGGUUAUAGAGGUGACGAAAAUGGCUAUCCGAUUCCUGCUGGCACAGAUAUCUUCAUUUCUGUGUAUAACCUUCAUCGAUCUCCAUAUUUUUGGGAUCGGCCCAAUGAAUUUGAACCGGAGAGGUUCCUGACACGAAGAAAGAAUGAGGGGGUUGAAGGCUGGGCGGGCUUUGAUCCGUCUCGGAGUCCUGGAGCGCUAUAUCCGAACGAGAUCAUCUCGGAUUUUGCGUUCUUGCCAUUUGGUGGUGGGCCUAGGAAGUGUGUCGGAGACCAAUUUGCCCUGACGGAGUCGACAGUGGCAUUGGCUAUGCUGCUCCAGAAAUUUGAUGUGGAGCUGAAAGGAUCGGCCAACUCUGUGGAACUUGUUACUGGCGCAACAAUCCACACAAAGAACGGGUUGUGGUGCAAAUUGAGGAAGAGAUCUGAUCAACCGCAAAUCUGAUCAUCAAAAUGCACUACAAGCUAUCAAAAGGUUGGGCAAGUCAGCCUUUUCUCGGGUUGUUCUUUCCAUCUUUUAUCUUGCUAUUGAUAGACAGAUAUUCGUUUUCUUUUCACAGACUCGAGUUCACCAGCACGGUACAGAUUCAACCGGCAAAACCCCUCUUUCCCUAUCUAGAGUUGAGAUCAGAUGCAAGAAUCUGGUGCUGUAUAACAAUGACUUCUCUAUGAAUUUAUGUUAUAUGAGACUUGAAUAGCAAGUCAAAUGCAGAAAAACAUAAUGAGCACUUGUUGCGUGCGUCAACUUGGACGUCUGUGGGUUGCAUGGACAGAAUUGGUUUGCUACCAAAAAAAAUUGAACGGCUUCAUUUGGAAAAAAAAAAUUCGGGAACCCGGUGGCCAUUGAAAUUUCA